This is a messenger RNA of Nematocida homosporus, 900 nucleotides long. RefSeq lists its product as uncharacterized. The transcript has a single exon. Gene Ontology annotation, molecular function: zinc ion binding; nucleic acid binding. Bases 1 to 900 code for a protein of 299 amino acids. Lineage: Eukaryota; Fungi; Microsporidia. The record is from RefSeq and is a predicted model, not a curated record.
AUGGUAAAUCAAGAAGGUAGCCGGGAGGCCAUUUUAUUGGCCAUUGAGAAGGGAGGUGUUCAGCGGAAGGUUCUGCUUUGGGAGGUGGAGAUUCUUAAGGCUGCGGCUCCCAAGCACUUGGAAGAUCUUUAUACCCUCUAUGACAGCCAGCCCUUAGGGCCUCUUAAGGCCAAAAUAGCACAGGAGAUCAUUCGGGGAGAAAGAAGGCUCUCUAGGAUUAAGGAGCUAUUACAAAGCCAUGGCUGUUUAGCUGCUGGCAUAGAAGCCCCAUCCACCUCUAGUCUUGAGGCCAAGUCCGGUCCUAGUAUGGUUAGUAUUGCGGCAGCCGCCCUGUCUGCCUCUCCUCUACCAUCUACUCCAAAUAGUGAUUCUGAGAUCAGCUCUUUGUCGGCUAAUGAAGAGGAGAGUUCUAAGCCCAACGCCGCCCCCAUCCAAACUGCUCCAGCAUCCAUCACUCAAGAGCAUAACAUGCCUCAAUCUGACACGUCUCUACCUACUCCACCACAACACAACAUAAUAGAAGAAAACACUCUACAAGCAGAUGACAUGCAUACAAUCACAACACAGUCUGACUUGCCACAAGCCAAUACUAGCCCAGCCAAGGAAGCAACGGGUGCUUUCUUAGGAACAGUCGAUGGCAUUAUUCAGGCAUCGAUUCUAGCGGAGAUAGAGAAAGUAGCGGGAGCAAUUGACAUGCCAAGUCUGUGGGAACGAGUUGAGCCAGAAGCAACUUGGCAGGAGACGAUUAAGACCAUUAUGUGCUAUGCUAAGGAACAAGCCCAGUUAAACCAGCUAGUUAAGCCCAACUACAAGUCCUCGGCGGUUUGCUUUAAUUGUGAGCGCAAGGGCCAUAUUGUUAAAUACUGUCCGAUGAAGGCCAAGGCCUACCGGCGAAGAUAA